AUGGCAAGCCCUGUAACAACGAAUCCGGUGCCCGAAUGGAUUCAGAGCCCAUAUCCUGCCUUGCAACACAGUCUAGUAUCGUUUCCACGAAAACAUGUCCUUCUCGUCACCAUCAACCGCCCGGAAUUUAGAAAUUGUUUGCCAGUAGAGGCGACUAUUGAACUUAGCUUCCUAUGGAGGUGGUAUGACUCGGAACCCGAGCUGCGGUGUGCCGUCUUCACCGGCGCAGGGGACAAGGCCUUUUGCGCCGGCAUGGAUCUGAAGCAGCGGUUGGACAUCAAAAACACCAACUCUGUCGCGCAUGAAUAUCCACAGGGCGGAGGCUUUGAAAUUGUGUUGAACUCGGAUGUCAUAUUUGCCUCGCCAAAUGCGACAUUCCGCCUCCCCGAAGUCCUUCGUGGUGUCGUGGCACUUGCAGGAGCACUACCUCGCUGCAUGGUUUUAUUCGGAAACCACAGAACCAUGGACUUGUGUCUUACUGGGCGGGUUCUCACUGUCAAGGAAGCAGUGGAAUGGGGCCUGGUCAAGGAGAUUGUGCCGCAGGAAAAACUGCUUGAGCGGACACUCGACUAUGCAUCCGAGAUUGCGGCGUUGUGUCCUGAUAGUGUCAUCAUAUCUCGCCUCGGUGCUAGAGAGGCUUGGGAAACGGGCAUCAGUCGAGCGACUAUGCGAGGCCAGGAGAUAUACGCCGAGGCAAUGCUAAAAAGUCCCAAUGCUACUGAAGGCCUGGCGGCGUAUCGCGAAAAGAGGGAUCCAGUCUGGAGACCUUCUCAUUUAUAG
This is a messenger RNA of Pestalotiopsis fici W106-1, 780 nucleotides long. RefSeq lists its product as uncharacterized. Gene Ontology annotation, biological process: fatty acid beta-oxidation. The coding region runs from base 1 to 780 and encodes 259 amino acids. Gene Ontology annotation, cellular component: mitochondrion. Gene Ontology annotation, molecular function: enoyl-CoA hydratase activity. The transcript has 2 exons. The record is from RefSeq and is a predicted model, not a curated record. NCBI's taxonomy places the organism in Eukaryota, Fungi, Ascomycota, Sordariomycetes, Amphisphaeriales, Sporocadaceae.